AUGGAGGACUCACUUCGGAAUUUGAGACUUGAAACGAGUGACCGCGAAAGUCAAUAUGGUUACGUCUACGCUGUGUCAGGUCCUGUGGUCACGGCAUCAUCCAUGGCUGGUUCGGCCAUGUACGAGCUGGUUCGCGUGGGCCACGGCGAGCUGGUGGGCGAAAUCAUUCGUUUGGAAGGCGAUUUGGCCACCAUUCAAGUGUAUGAAGAGACCUCCGGAGUGACCGUCGGUGACCCGGUGCUGAAGACGGGCAAACCAUUAUCGGUCGAACUCGGACCGGGAAUUGUGAAUAACAUCUUUGAUGGUAUUCAGCGUCCGCUAAAGGGAAUUUGUGAUCUCACUCACUCUAUCUACAUUCCAAAGGGUGUCAACAUUCCAUCUUUGGAUUGCACGGUCGAGUGGGAGUUCACACCUACAGCCUCUUUGCGGCCGGGUAUGCACAUCACUGGUGGAGAUAUUUAUGGUGUGGUUCAUGAGAACACCUUAGUCAAACAUCGGAUCAUGUUGUCACCAAAAGCCCAGGGGACUAUUCGGUGGAUUGCUCCUGCAGGCCAUUACACAAUCAAGGACAAAAUUCUUGAGAUCGAAUUCGAUGACCAAGUCAGUCAUCAUUCAAUGCUGCAAAUUUGGCCCGUUCGUCAACCACGCCCGGUCGCGGAAAAACUGCCGGGUAAUCAUCCACUUCUCACCGGACAGCGAAUCUUGGAUGCUUUGUUUCCGUAA
This is a messenger RNA of Echinostoma caproni, 723 nucleotides long. Lineage: Eukaryota; Metazoa; Platyhelminthes; Trematoda; Plagiorchiida; Echinostomatidae. The record is from the annotation of a GenBank genome assembly.